GGACAUUUAAAUGGCUACACUGUGCAGAACUGUACAGUCUACUGUAGGGCAUUGAAAUAACUUGAUUCGGAUUUAAUUCGCACCUUAGUCAUAUAAAUGCUAUAUUUUACGUACCUUUGCUUUUCCUACAUAGUCUGAAACGAUAAGACUACUGGAAACUCUCGUUUGAUCACACGUAAAAAAAAAUGAGCGAGGAGGAAGACAUUCUGCAGAAAACAAGGUUAGGGUUUGAGGAUCUCUGCCGAGUCCUGAAUAUGGACGAGGAGGCGAGCAACGGAGCAUGGAGGAGUUAUGAAAACAUCAGCAAAAAUUACACUUUGGAGGGUAGUGAAUUACACUGGCUGGCAUGUGCCCUGUAUGUGGCCUGCAGGACAUCAGUGCCUACUGUAGGUAAAGGCACUGCUGAAGGGAAUUAUGUGUCCCUGACACGGAUCCUGCGCUCUUCAGAACAGAGUUUGAUAGAGUUUUUCAGCAAAAUGAAGAAGUGGCAGGAUAUGGCCAAUUUGCCAAAGGAAUUCCGGCAAAGCACAGAAAAGCUUGAGAGGAACUUUACUGUGACAUCUGUCAUUUUUAAGAAAUAUGUCCCUAUUUUCAAAGACAUUUUUAAAACCCCCUCUGAAGAACCGCCUAGAGCACACAGAAGCAGGAAGCAGAGGCGUCAUCCUUGCACUGUGGCAGAGGUGUUCCACUUCUGCUGGGUCCUGUUUGUGCAUGCAAAAGGGAACUUUCCUAUGAUCAGCGAUGACCUUGUGAAUUCUUAUCACCUUCUGCUGUGUGCACUUGACCUGGUCUACUGCAACUCCCUCUUGUGCUCUAACCGCAAAGAUUUGCUCAACCCCUCCUUCAAAGGUCUUCCAGAAGAUUUUAGCAGUAAGGACUAUAAGCCUGGUGUGGGUCCUUUCUGUUUCAUUGAGCAGCUGUGUGAACUGCAUGAUGGUCUGGUACUGGAGGCCAAAGGAGUGAAGGAGCACUUCUGGAAGCCUUUCAUAAAGAGACUGUUUGAACGCAAGAUUUUAAAAGGAAAAGAAGAGACACUCACAGGAUUCUUGGAUCCUGUUAACUUUGGAGACAGUCUUGCAUCUCUGAACCGAGUAUAUGAGGAGCACAUUCUUUCAUCAGGUGCUUUGGAUGAGAGAAUAUUCCUGGGAGAAGGGGCAAAGGAGGACAUUGGCACCCCAGCACCCUGUCUGUGUGAAGGAGUAGAGAACCAGGGCCUCCCUGCUGCCAUUCUCCACAGCUCUCUCACUGCGACUGCUCUCAAAGUGUCCACUCCACUGACGGGCAGGACCUACGUGCAGGAGAGCAAUUUCGGCACACCGGUUUCCAUGGCAGUGCAGGGUGUGGGGCGCCUGCAUAGUCUGUUAACAGGGCUCAAACACAGACCGAGUCUGAGACUGCAAGAGAUAUUUAAGGCCUGUGCGAGAGACCCCACUGAAGCCAUGGCAGCCAGACUGAGAGAGAUGUCCGACACUUUCCUCCAGAACUACGAGGCAAAAGGGGAAGAGAACCGAAGUUUGGCAAGAGAUAUUGCUGCGAAAUACUUUUGUCUCGCUGAAGCACUGUACAACAAGACCCUGGAGGGUAUCAUUGACCAGGAGAAGAGGAGACUUGGUGAUAGUGACCUCUCUUGUAUUCUAGAACAAGACAUGUUCCACCGUUCGCUGAUCGCCUGCUGUUUGGAGAUUGUGAUCUUCUCCUACCGCCCACCCGGCGAGUUCCAGCGGGUUCUGCAGAUCUUUGGCAUACCCCCUUACCACUUCUAUAAGGUAAUUGAGGUACUGGUGCGGGCAGAGGAUGGUCUGUUUAGGGAGGUGGUGAAGCAUCUGAACCAUGUGGAGGAGCAGGUGUUGGAGAGCCUGGCAUGGAAAGAGGGCUCCCCGCUGUGGGACAGCAUCAGGGAGGCCAAGAACAAUGUGCCUUCCUGCCAGGAGGUAAUGCCCCCUCAGUAUCUAGAGAAUGGGUCUGGCAACAACCCACACAGCCCCCAAAAUAAUGAGCUCAGUGCUAACACUGCUGCAGCAGCCACAGGAGUGUCUCCCUCUUCCACCACUCUGCACGAGCGCUACAGUUCCCCUCCCACAGGCACAGUGCGCAGACGUCUGUUUGUGGACUCGGAGACAACCUCUGACUCAGCUGCAUCUGUCAGAGUCACCCAGCCUUCCCUUGUCAGCACUAUACCUGCAGGCCAGACUGUGGUGACUAUGGCAACAGCUACUGUUACUGCUAACAAUGGUCAAACAGUCACCAUACCUGUGCAAGGGAUUGCCAAUGAGAAUGGGGGCAUUACAUUCAUCCCGGUGCAGGUGAGUGUGACCGGUCAGAGUGGGGCAGGACUACAGCCUCUCACUGCCCAAGCUUUGACUGGCACACUGAACACCCAACACUUAACAGUCACCACUCCCACCAGCACCACCCACAACAGCCCUGCAGCAUGCAAACAAGGAAAGAAGAGCCCUCAACAGGGAACAUCUCCAAGCAGAGUGCAAAGAACAGGCUCCCUUUCGCUGUUCUUCCGCAAGGUGUACCACCUGGCCAGUGUGCGUCUCCGAGACCUGUGUGUGAAGCUGGACAUCAGCACGGAGUUGCGCAGGCAGAUCUGGACCUGUUUUGAGUACUCACUGGUGCACUGCACCCAGCUCAUGAUGGACCGACACCUCGAUCAGGUGCUCAUGUGUGCCAUCUACGUCAUGACUAAGGUGACCAAAGAGGACAAAUCCUUCCAGAAUAUUAUGAAGUGCUACAGAUCUCAGCCACAGGCCAGCAGUAGUGUAUACAGGAGUGUCCUUAUAUCAGGAAGAAAAAGACAUCUCUCAGGCAAUAGUGAAAACAACAGUAAACAACAGACAUCACCAUCUGAGGGAGCACAUGAACAGGCUGCAGGCAGUGGGGGCAGCAGUCCUAUGUCGAUGCGAUCCAGUAGCACUCUGCCCAUGCCCCAGCCCAGUAGUGCCCCGUCCACCCCCACGCGCGCCCCGGGGGCUAUCCUGGAGCAAGAGGAGGAGGAGCGCGGUGACCUGAUCCGCUUUUACAACCACGUCUACAUCAAACAGAUCAAACACUUUGCCCUGCGCUAUUCUUCCAGCUCGCCUAAAGCAGGGACUGAGACUCCGCCUCUAUGUCCAUAUCCUUCACUCCGGAUUGGCUCACCUCGCAGAGUUCUGCUUUCUCACAACCACUCCAUCUACAUCUCUCCCCACAAAAGUGGUAGCCCUGUCACUCCCAGAGACAAGAUCUUCUACUACAUCAGCUCCAGCCCCUCAAAUCGGUUGCGAGAGAUUAACAGUAUGAUCCGCACUGGGGAGACUCCCACAAAGAAGCGUACUAUGGCCCUGGAAGAGGAGCAGCAGUCCCCCGCUAAGAGGCUUUGUCAGGAUAACCAGACCGCCCUUCUGCGACGUCUGCAGGACGUGGCCAAUGACCGCAGCUCCUCCCAUUGAUGCAAACUGUCCAACAACAUCUUGGCUCAACUCAUGGAUAUUAACCAUCCUCCACAUACUGCACCACACUCAUUCAGAGGUUCAGACCACACAGAGAACUGCCAUAACCAUACAAAAAAAAAAGAGAGGAGGAGAUACUCAAGUAGCACAGGCUCCACCCACAUAUACACACCCCCUAGCUAAUAGCUCCUCUUAUAUUUAUAGAUUGCAGAUAAGAUUCUUGCUUGAAAUGCAGUCAGGUUGACCCCAUUUGAAUGCACCAAUAUCAGCUCUUUUUGAAUAUAAUGUCAAAUUAUAUUCCCUAUAAAUAUAAAUACCUAUGGACCUAUAGUCAGCAAGUUUGUCUAUUAUAAUGAUUUGAUCAAAAGCUAUUGUUCUUGAUAACCUUUAAAGAAAAUGAAAUACAUAACAAAGUGUUUGUCAGCAAAUCUUGAGCAGCAUUUGACAUUGUACUUUUUAAAGAAGUAUUUUCAUAAAGGUUUUUUUUUUAUAUUGUAUAGUGGCAGGGUUCAUGUUUUCUUAUGAAUCAUUAAGAAGUGAUUGUGAAUCCUUUUAUAUGCUGUAAUGUGUUUAUCUUUGUAUGUGUAAGUGCGAUUUAUAUAGCUAAUAUAUUUAUGCUAUUUUUCUAACAAUAGUUAGAGAGAUACCAAUUAGACACAACCAGCACCUAACAACUAUCAUGUUAAUAGUAUAAGCCGUAUUCCACUUUAAAGCAAUAUUUAUUAUCUCUGUGUUCUGCAUGUGUGCUGUAGCUGUGUGAGACAAAUCAUUUCUUGUCACUUUUGUUCCCAACAAGCUACCCUGCUCUUUUACAGGGAUAAAGGAUAUUGUCAUUACCUUUGGAAUGUGAUGUCCUAACAAACCAUGUGCAUCAUGUAAAACACCCUUUUUUAUUGUAAGUGCCUUUUCUUCAUUUACCUAAGCUUUGUAUGUAAGGAUAACAUAGAGUUUACUUGAAUUUCCCUACAUGGUAUUAAAUACAUUUUUAAAAAGG
Electrophorus electricus (electric eel) is the source of this 4431-nucleotide messenger RNA. It is a transcript of the gene rbl2, whose product is annotated as retinoblastoma-like 2 (p130). Lineage: Eukaryota; Metazoa; Chordata; Actinopteri; Gymnotiformes; Gymnotidae. Gene Ontology annotation, biological process: negative regulation of G1/S transition of mitotic cell cycle; cell differentiation; regulation of transcription by RNA polymerase II. The record is from RefSeq and is a predicted model, not a curated record. Gene Ontology annotation, cellular component: nucleus; transcription regulator complex; chromatin. Gene Ontology annotation, molecular function: RNA polymerase II transcription regulatory region sequence-specific DNA binding.